Molecule: messenger RNA, 2076 nt
Organism: Paraphaeosphaeria sporulosa
Lineage: Eukaryota; Fungi; Ascomycota; Dothideomycetes; Pleosporales; Didymosphaeriaceae
Product: P-loop containing nucleoside triphosphate hydrolase protein
Exons: 3
Coding region: 1-1845 (614 amino acids)
Molecular function (GO): ATP binding; ATP hydrolysis activity
Source: RefSeq, a predicted model, not a curated record
AUGCCUUCUGUCGAACCAGAUCCAAAGAAAACACUUGAAAAGGCCAGAGCAGAUCUCGGUGCUCUGUUGGAGCGCGUCAGAUCCUCGCCUGACAUCGAUACGUAUCUUUCAGCCAUCCGGACAGCGAACGUGAAUCGCACGAUUCAUUUCGAUAAUCUCUGGACCAUCUUUCCUCCGGGAGAGUUGGUAUACGCAACGCCAUUCAUGAAGGAAAGCCAAAUCUUCAUUGUCAAGGAAUGCAGCAUCCUCCCCAUUGAUAUGAGUGAGUCUGGACGGACAAAUAAGGACACCCGCAAGGUCUGGGAUCUACAUUGCUGGAGUUAUGACUGGGACGGAAAACACUUCACACGUGUACCUGUCAUGUUUCGGUUCGAAGAGUUUGCAGGGGCUAAAGUCAUCGACACGCUCAAGUGUCACCCAUUACGAUUCAAGUUCCCAGAGGGUGACCCCAACUCUGAACGCGAAACGCUUGAAAAAAGAUUGAUUGAGCGAGGGAGGCUUUUCCGGAGCUUCUGUGCAAGGACUACUGGAGAGCAGAUGAUUUACUACGAAGGUGAAACCAUAUCUCAUGGUAGUGGCUUCCAGAGACUGAGGAACAAGCCAAAGCAGGCUUCCUCAGAUGACGACUUCUACAUGGCCUUUUUUGGACGCCGUCGCAGAAAAGAAGCACCGCCGAAGGCGUCUGAAAGAAGACAGUAUCAGAUAACUGGCCCAGUCAUGGUGGACUUCAGCUCGUAUCUCCAGCAUGCGCCCAACAUGGGUGCACAGGCACCUAUGGGUGACAUAAUGUCAUCGUACAAAGACGAUGAAUGUAACUGCGGGUCAUGCACGAGCAACAUUCCUCUUCGGGAGAACCAACGCCGGCAUUUCGAUAUGUAUGAGCUUGAUCGAGAAUUCACAAGCGACGAGCAGUACUUGUUGUGUCCACCCCGAGUACUCGGGUAUCAUCUUCACACGAGAACCUGGCUCGAACUUAACAUCCGUCACUUCAUUACGAAGGAAAUUCAAAAUGAUGACGCUUUCAAGAGGCUGCAAUUGGAUGGAAGACAGAAGGAUCUGAUUAAGAAGCUAGUUCAGAGCCACACGAGCAGCACACAGAAAGCGCCGAUGAUGGAAGAUAUUGUUCGAGGCAAGGGCAAAGGUCUUGUUAUGUUGUUGCAUGGUCCUCCGGGGGUGGGCAAGACUUUGACGGCAGAAAGCGUCGCCUCGUUGACAGGGAAGCCUCUGUUCGCCGUCAGCCCUUCGGAUAUCGGCCUUGACGCCACAGACGUAGAACACAACUUGGAGUCCCUGUUCGAGCUAGCAGCUAAUUGGCGCGCCGUUUUGCUGUUCGACGAAGCCGAUGUAUUCCUAGAGUCUCGCAGCUCGCAUAAUUCGGACCUCCAGCGCAAUGCAACGGUGUCCGUCCUUCUACGCGUACUUGAAUAUUACCAGGGCAUCCUUAUCCUCACGACAAACCGUAUUAAGCAGUUCGACAUCGCUGUCCUUUCUCGUGUCAAUCUUGGCAUCAAAUACGAACCGCUGGAACACAGGGACAAGUUGGCCAUCUUCAAGGAUUUCCUUAUGAGGGUGGAGAAUAGGCACGACAUAGAACGGCGUGAGAAAAUAAUUGAAUGGUUCGAGGAGGACAGCGAUGCAAAGGAAUGGUUCAAACCGCUUAAUGGCCGCCAGGUUCGAAAUGUCUUGUUCUCAGCAGCUUGUCUGGGCUCUUCGGGAGGCGACAAGCUUACGUUGGAGCACAUCAAGACGAUGGCGAAGUGCACAUUCAAGUUUCAGGAUAGUCUUUUGUUUGAGAUGGAGAAGUGGACGAAGCAAAAUGAGGCUGGUCGGCAUGAUCAUUACUGACAAGUCAUGAUAUGUGGUAUGAAUAUUUUCUACAGUCCACAUAACUGUCUCUCCUGAUUGACACAAUUCAAUUCCUAGAGGUUUUCCGCUUAUACUCAGUCUGAAUCAGAUUCUUGCUUUAACUACGGUUUUCCUGCCCUUGGUCUUUCAACUAUAUAAAUUGGUGCUAACCUCGCGUUAGUGUUGCACAGCUUACAAAGCCGGCCGUUAGCCUGAGUGAUUUACUUGUCU